GCCGCAUGGCAACAGGAUCAGAGCCUGGGAGUUGUCUGCCGCUAGGUCUGCUCCCAUUUUAUCGCAUUUCUUCACUAGAUGGUGUGCAAGCCACUGGAGAGUAGGCUGCACUUGCUCGCGCACAGUAGGCUACGGCUCCAACAAAACAAACCUGGAAAACUACAUUAUACGACGCGCCAUUUCUUUAGGCUUUUGAGGAGGAAAGUGUGGGAAUAAAAGCUUUGCUUUAAGGUUUUCAUGCGACUUGGAUAAUAUACAAUCCAGCUGUGAUGGACAUAAUGAUUGCGGUGCAGGAUGUGUGUGUCUCCAGUCAAUGGCUUACCGCUAUAAUUCUCAGUCUGUGCUGCUUUUUGCCUUCGUGCUUACCCGCUGGACAAACUGUGGACUAUGCAUCGAUUGAAAGUGUGGUCACCCGACAAGGCGAUACGGCUCUCCUGAGGUGCACUUCGGAUGGAAUCUCUAAAGGAGCUUGGUUGAACCGUUCCAGCAUCAUCUUCGCAGGGAAUGACAAGUGGUCCGUGGACCCCCGUGUGUCCAUCGUAUCGAGUGGGGGGGAGUACAGCCUGCAGAUACAGAAAGUGGACGUGACUGACGACGGCUUGUAUACCUGCUCUGUUCAGAGCGAGCGCAAUCCAAAGCCAAAGCACCUUCAUCUAGUCGUUAAAGUUCCCCCCAAGAUCUACGACAUUUCCUCUGACAUCACGGUAAACGAGGGCAGCAACGUGUCACUCAUCUGCACAGCCAGUGGGAAACCAGAUCCCACCAUCUCCUGGAGACACAUAACCCCAUUAGCCAGGAAGUAUGACAGUGGAGAAUAUCUAAACAUCACCGGUAUCACGAGGGACCAAGCAGGGGACUAUGAAUGCAGUGCAAUGAAUGACAUUGCCUCUCCUGACACCAAGACGGUGAAAGUCAUAGUCAAAUUCGCGCCAGCCAUCCACGAGAUGAAAAGCCAUGGAGUCGGCCUGGGACGCACAGCUCUGCUGAGGUGUGAGGCUGCAGCUGUACCCACACCAUCAUUUGAGUGGUACAAGGGAGAGAAAAGGAUUAACAAGGGACAAGGGAUUGACAUCAAGAACCUCAGCUCCAGAUCAGUCCUCACAGUGACCAACAUGACAGAGGAUCGCUAUGGUAACUACACGUGUGUCGCUGCCAACAUCCUGGGAAGGGCCAACGCCAGUGUGCCUCUCAUUCCAAUUAUUGAACCCACCGCAACUAGUGCUGUCUCCCGCUCAGCGCCAAACACUGCGCCGUAUGGGAGUACAGGAAGAGCGGAAGUCCUGCUGGCCUGUCGGUACCUGAUCCUGGCUCUCUCCUCCUUCAUCAGUGUGUACUAGUGGAAGGGCAGCCAUACACAAUGACUGUAAAGAGCCCUUCAAGCAUUUAUGAAUCCUUUGACAAUGCUCAUGUCUGGAUCAAAUCUGGUACAGUUUGUUGAAAGCAGUGUGGGAUAUAAUCAGCAUUACUUAUGUGGGGAUGAUCGUUUUAUUUCUGUUGAAUUUCUCAUCAUGUAAAUACUUAAAAAUCGUUAGUUUUUUUUAUUUUGAUUGUCCACUUUGUGAAUCAGUGCUCAUUGUCCCCUUUCAAAGACCAUGAAAGCUCCGAAAUGAGUUAUUUUAUUAUUCUCUCACCAGGAGGUGGUGAUGCGGAAAUUGACAUUUUCAUCUCAGUUUUUGUAAAUGGCUCAAAAGAUGCCAUUUUGUGUCCCUCAAUACAUCAAUGCAUCAUUUCCAUACCAAUGUUGGCCAGUAUUGAAAGUAUACAGGGUUAAAAAGGAAAGCAUCAUUUUAGAUACCAUUCAUUACAAAUGAAGGUUAGAGCAUGGUAGAAUGAUGACAUAUUUUGAGAUGUGCUGUUAUAAUAAUACAAUAACUGAAAUGCUGCGCAAUAGACAUUGGAAAGGGAACAUUUCAGACAUAUUUGAUCUUGGCCAUAUUCUAUUUGAAUCCAGAGCCUUUCAUCACACCCCCAUAACAUGUUCUCUGUCCCAAAUAAUUUUUCCUCUUUUGACUAUUGGAAUAGUACUCUUUCUUUUCAGGCAGGGGUCCUAAAUGUAUGAUAUAACUUGACACUCAUAUUUGACCAGGCAGUGAACAGAGUAGCAAGUGUUUACAUUAGUACUGGUAACAUACUGUAGUCUGGGGGGUAAUAUAAUUUACAUAAUUACCAUUUCAUCAGAAAAUAGCUCACUCAUUUUCAAUACUGAAGGGAAGACAGUUUUCCUCUCUGAGGACAAUACAGUAUAAGUUUACAGUUUUUCAUUUGUAUUUCUAUGGUUUGAGAGAGAUGCGUUUACAAGUUUACAGAGGUCCUGAACAUGAAGAGGAAGACCUCUGAUGAAGGGAUACUUAGGUAUUAGUAAAGAUCUUCCAAUAUAGUAACUUUUAAGACAACAUUUAACACUGACUAACUCUGGAUCUAGAUAGAUGGAAAUACUUUCCAUCCCGAAAUUGACAAAUAACGUUAGCCUUCUAAUUUAAGAUCAAACAUUUAAAUAACCAAAAUGGGAUUGGUAAAUGGAGGAUAAAGAGGAUUUAUGCAUUAUGAUGUGUUUCAGUUUGAGUUUUAUGAAUCAUAUCUUCCAUAGGACAAGGGAAUUAUGUCUGCCAACUUCUUAAAACACAGAUUGGUCUAAUGAACAAAACGUGUACUAUAAAACCGGAGACAACAUAGCCAUCGAGAUAUAAAUCUGAAAGCACAAAUACUGUACUUGCUGUUAUUUUUGAUUGUGUAGUGUUUUGUUUUUAAAAUAUAUAGUGAAGACAUUUUUGUUUGAUUAAUUUUCUGUUUUUAUUAUUUUGUUUUUACUGGAAUUGUUUUCAGCCUGUUUUGUGGUAUAUGAAAAUACUGCACCAUAUAAUCUUGUUUAAAUGUAAGUAUGAUGCAAAAUGGGUCAGAAAUAUAUUUAUUAUCUUCCUUUGUGAAAACACUGUAAAAAAAACAACAACAAAAAAACGAUUUAAAACGUGAAUCUGGAUAUGUGAAAUUAUUUCAAUGAAGCACAGUAUGGCAUAGUUUAUAAUGUUGUCAAUUAAUUUAGAUGCCAUCACUGUUGUUGAUUCUUGUCAAAACAAUAGAUUAAAAAAGAGAUGUUUGCAAUCUAAUUAUCUACUUUUUGAAACUGAGGUGGUGUGAACCAAUAUAACAGUAUUAUAGAAAUGAGUAAAUUGUGUGUAUAUUUGGAGAAAAUAGGAUUCCUUUUGAUCUUAUUGGUAGAGCCGGUGUGUAGUUUAGUUUUCACACACUUGUUUGAUGAUGUGCAGAGAGUAUGAUUGUGCUGCAUGUCAAAAUUAACCUGUGUUUUAAGGUGGCCAGUUUACAAAUAAUCAAUACUUUUAUGGGUAAAACCAGUUUUAAGAAUGUUUCAGCUCUAUGACAAAAAAAGAGCAUUGCAUACUAAAACU
Messenger RNA from Oncorhynchus tshawytscha (Chinook salmon), 3404 nucleotides. It is a transcript of the gene negr1, whose product is annotated as neuronal growth regulator 1. Lineage: Eukaryota; Metazoa; Chordata; Actinopteri; Salmoniformes; Salmonidae. The record is from RefSeq and is a predicted model, not a curated record. Gene Ontology annotation, biological process: cell-cell adhesion. Bases 270 to 1337 code for a protein of 355 amino acids. The transcript has 8 exons. Gene Ontology annotation, molecular function: cell adhesion molecule binding. Gene Ontology annotation, cellular component: neuron projection; cell-cell junction.